CCUCUGACCCCUAGGGACCUGUCCUUCAUCCAGGUCAUCAACGUGGGCCGGAGCUUCCUGGUCAACAGGGUGCAGGACUACAUCCAGAGCAAGAUCGUGUACUACCUUAUGAACAUCCACGUGCACUCUCACUCCCUCUACCUGUGUCGACACGGAGAGAGCGACCACAACGUGGAGGGACGCAUCGGGGGCGACGCAAUGCUGUCUGUUCAAGGGAAAAAGUUUGCUGGAGCGCUAAAGGGUUUUGUGGAGGAGCAUGGUCUGUCAGACCUAAAGGUGUGGACCAGCCAGCUGAGGCGGACCAUCCAGACUGCUGAGGAGCUCGGGGUGCCCUACGAGCAGUGGAAGAUACUCAACGAGAUUGAUGCCGGUGUGUGUGAGGAGAUGACCUAUGAGUUAAUUGAGGAAACCUACCCUGAGGAGUUUUCCCUGAGAGACCAGGACAAGUACCACUACCGCUACCCAGGAGGAGAGUCCUACCAGGACCUAGUGCAGAGGUUAGAGCCGGUCAUCAUGGAGCUGGAGAGACAAGGCAACGUGCUGGUCAUCUGCCACCAGGCUGUCAUGCGAUGCCUGCUUGCUUACUUCCUGGAUAAGAGUGCAGAUGACCUGCCCUUCUUGAAGUGUCCCCUCCACACGGUUCUAAAGCUCACCCCUGUGGCUUAUGGUUGUAAAGUGGACAUGUUUGACCUGAAAGUGAAGGCUGUGAACACUCACCGGGAUAGGCCAUUAGCGAAAGUCCGUAAUGACGUCGAUCCCACCACAUUCCUCCGAAGGAACAGUUUCACCCCGCUGUCCAGUCACGACCAGGUGAAGCGACCGCGCCUCUACAGCGCUGGCAACCCACCUCAAUCUCGACGCCCCCUGGCCCCCUUUCUACCCAGCAUGCAGUCCUUCGAGGACCCUGAGGGAGCAGAGUUUGCACAAAGCCAAGAGUCUCUCAACUGCUUCAGCCCAGGAGACGCAGAAGAUGCUGUCCAUAGUUGAAGAGGACCAAGAAGAGUGUCUCCACUCCCCCACAUCCUCGCUGUCAUCAGACCUGGGUUCAAAUACUAUUUAAAAUAUUUUUAAAUACCUUGAGUGUGCUUUAGCCUGCCUGGAGUGCCAGAUGGGUAGUGUUUGCACUUUGGUUCCAUUGCAACAGGCAAGCGCUAUAUAGCACAGCUAAAUUAUUUGAAAUUAUUUCAAAUUGAAUUUGAACCCAGGUGCCCUCUGUCUGUACCCAGUCCAUCCACUCCAGGGUGAAUAAUCAUCUAAUGCUCAGGCUUGCUUCAUACCAUGCCAGCCUUACCAAUUUUAUUGUCAAGCAGUGGUUCAAGCACACCACCUUAGCAGCAAAUAGUUACGGAAUGUCGUUGUUGUAGUGGCCAGAAUUUGUUCUACAGCUGUUCUAUUUCUGUUGAAUCUGUUAGAUAGAUGGUGUGUGUGGGUGAAGAGCGAUAUGAUUUGAGACAAACAUGACCUUGCACACACACUUAUCAACAUUCAACGUUUAAUUUACUGUGAACAGAACUUUGGAAUGUUGAAUAGACGACAUCCUUGAGGUUAUUUGUCUCAGUAGAUUUUAGUCAUUUAGUGAUUUGUCUAUUACAAUUUAUUUUAUUUACACUGUAACUAAUGGUGAGGGUUGCCACACUGAAAAAUUUAUCAAAAACAAAGCACUGACUACAAACACUGUCUUAUCCUUAAAUUCUUAUCCUUUAAUUCUACGAUGUAGUUUAUAAACAAUUACUUAAGGUCUUGUGAAUAAUAUAUGCUAAACAAAAAUAUAAAUGCAACAUGCACAAAUGUCAACGAUUUUACUGAGUUACAGUUCAUAUAAGGAAAUCAGUC
Molecule: messenger RNA, 1833 nt
Organism: Coregonus clupeaformis (lake whitefish)
Lineage: Eukaryota; Metazoa; Chordata; Actinopteri; Salmoniformes; Salmonidae
Product: 6-phosphofructo-2-kinase/fructose-2,6-bisphosphatase 2-like
Exons: 8
Biological process (GO): fructose 2,6-bisphosphate metabolic process; fructose metabolic process
Cellular component (GO): cytosol
Molecular function (GO): ATP binding; 6-phosphofructo-2-kinase activity; fructose-2,6-bisphosphate 2-phosphatase activity
Source: RefSeq, a predicted model, not a curated record